This is a messenger RNA of Dama dama (fallow deer), 965 nucleotides long. RefSeq names its product signal recognition particle 19 (gene SRP19). NCBI's taxonomy places the organism in Eukaryota, Metazoa, Chordata, Mammalia, Artiodactyla, Cervidae. The transcript is spliced from 5 exons. Gene Ontology annotation, cellular component: signal recognition particle, endoplasmic reticulum targeting. Gene Ontology annotation, biological process: SRP-dependent cotranslational protein targeting to membrane; SRP-dependent cotranslational protein targeting to membrane, signal sequence recognition. The record is from RefSeq and is a predicted model, not a curated record. The coding region runs from base 124 to 558 and encodes 144 amino acids. Gene Ontology annotation, molecular function: 7S RNA binding.
GGGACUUCCGCCGGAAACGGGGUGGUCUGGGAACUCUCAGAGAGGAGCCCCGGCCGGCUUUUUUACCUGCUGGCCCUCCCCGGGUGCUCUCUGGGCGUGGACGCUGUCUGGACACGGGUGAAGAUGGCUUGCGCCGCGGCGCGGUCCCCGGCCGACCAGGACAGGUUCAUUUGUAUUUAUCCUGCUUAUUUAAAUAACAAGAAGACCAUCGCGGAGGGGCGGCGAAUCCCCAUAAGUAAGGCUGUUGAAAAUCCUACAGCUACAGAGAUUCAAGAUGUAUGUGCAGCGGUUGGACUUAAUGUGUUUCUUGAGAAAAAUAAAAUGUACUCUAGAGAAUGGAAUCGUGAUCUUCAGUACAGGGGCAGAGUCCGGGUCCAGCUCAAACAGGAAGAUGGCAGCCUCUGUCUUGUACAGUUCCCAUCACGUAAGUCAGUAAUGUUGUAUGCUGCAGAAAUGAUACCUAAACUGAAAACAAGGACACAAAAAACAGGAGGUGGUGACCAAAGCCUUCAGCAAGGAGAGGGGAGUAAGAAAGGGAAAGGAAAGAAGAAGAAGUGACGCGGUAUGGGAAUCAAGGAUGUGAUACUACUGUAAGAGACGUGAUGAGGCUUCUCAUUUGUAUCUGAGAGAAACAGAAGCUUUUUCUUUGCAUCAUUUAACUGAGCUGUGAACAUUUGUGCCUCCCAGCUUCAACAUCAGAGUUGAUAAUGAAAUAAGUAUACAUCAGAAGUUUGCAUCCAGCUCUCAUGCAGUAUAAAAGAAAUUUUUUCUUUUCUUUUGCCUCUUAAUGCAGUUUUUGUGAAAGAAAGAAGCAUAUUCUUAAAUGGACAGUGGGCUCUACCGUAAGUUACUUGAAAUCCUAUAUCUGUUUGUCCUCUAUGUAAACAUGUUUCAAAUAAAUGAGUUUAAUAAGAUUUGAAAAACAUUUUAUCUUUUAAAUUAGUGAAAUAAAAUUUCAGACUUGA